UCAUUACUCAAAUAUCCCAGAUUGAACAAGUUUACUCCGGAGAGGAAUGCUUGAAUUAAAGGCCUUUCACUUCUAAAGAUCUAAAAAUUAAUCGAUACCAGAGAGCACUAACCCGUAACCAUUGCAGAUAGAGUAUCCGGCCAUCUUGUUUACAUUGGUGACAGCGCUGUAAGGUUUUGUGCUUGCGUGCAGUUUCGCUUAUUGAGCAUUUAAAGAUAAUAACUAGUGCAGUGCAGUUACGUUUAUCGUAUUACAUUAUAGCCCUACCUCUAAAAUCAAGCCAUGGCUUCUGCAGGAGAUGAUUAUGAUAUUGAUGAACUGACGAAGAAACUGAAAAGUUUCGCCUUGACGCAGACCAAAAAGGAUGAUAAAAUGGACAGCAAAACUUGUGGUAAAAUGGCAAAGGAAUGCUGGCCUAAGGCGUUACAGACUAGAAUAGAUUCCAGCGUCUUCCCCAAAGUCAUGAACAAAACGACCAAAUCUAUUGACCUUAACAAUAAGGACCAGAUCAAACAGUUCAUUUCAGAGGCUGCUAUCCAGUAUGAUGACGUCACCAAGAAAACUAAAGAAUUCAAAAAACACGAGAAAUUCUUGGCAGAAAAAAUCAUCAAAGGAGACACAGGAAUCAAGAAAGCGGCGACCUCGUCUACUGGAGGCGUAGACAGAAUGACGGACACUUCUAAGUACACAGGGGCACACAAGGAAAGGUUUGACGAGUCGGGGAAGGGCAAGGGGGCGUCCGGACGGGUAGACAAGGCGGAUAACUCUGGAUACGUGGGUAACUACAAAGGGGAGGGAAGUUACGGCAAGAAGUGAGUUGUCAGCGGAGGUUCACCUUCAACGCUGGAAGACCUUAAUUUAUUUUACAUAAAAAUAUACAUAUAUGGAUAUUAUUCUUAGUGUAACUUUGUGUGUUUGUUGGUAGUUUUUCACAGGCCUCCACAACCCUGUUGUGAGUUUUAUACAUUAAGCUAUACUGUUGUUAUAUUUUCGUAUAAUGCAGCAUUGAUUUCAUUGUCUCCUUUAUAAAGCAAUGUCAAAAAUACAUAGUUAUACACAUGUAAUUAAAACCAGAAAUAUAUAAUUUUCUGUGCAAUAUAAAAGUUUGUGUGUAAACGUGAAGAUCGUUAUUUUAUUUUGUGAUUUAUUAAACAAACCAAUGCGUUUUCCGUCCAAAUAAGUUUUAUUCACCGCAUCGUCCAGAAUAUUUUGUUUACGUUUAAUAGUUAUAUAUACUUUCUGUUAUUUAAAUAUCUGCAAUAUAUAAAUGUCAUUGUUCUGUGUUUGUCAAGUGCGUCUUUAAACUGCUGUAUUAUAUGAGAGCCUUGUUCAUGUUUACAUUUUAUGCACUUGAGUAAAUCGAUAAUGCAAAUCAA
Molecule: messenger RNA, 1376 nt
Organism: Saccostrea cuccullata (small rock oyster)
Lineage: Eukaryota; Metazoa; Mollusca; Bivalvia; Ostreida; Ostreidae
Product: tubulin polymerization-promoting protein family member 2-like
Exons: 4
Coding region: 283-816 (177 amino acids)
Biological process (GO): microtubule bundle formation; positive regulation of protein polymerization; microtubule polymerization
Cellular component (GO): microtubule
Molecular function (GO): tubulin binding
Source: RefSeq, a predicted model, not a curated record